Engraulis encrasicolus (European anchovy) is the source of this 2871-nucleotide messenger RNA. RefSeq names its product interphotoreceptor matrix proteoglycan 2a (gene impg2a). The coding region runs from base 1 to 2871 and encodes 956 amino acids. The record is from RefSeq and is a predicted model, not a curated record. Lineage: Eukaryota; Metazoa; Chordata; Actinopteri; Clupeiformes; Engraulidae. Gene Ontology annotation, molecular function: hyaluronic acid binding; heparin binding. Gene Ontology annotation, biological process: visual perception. The transcript has 18 exons.
AUGGCCUCUCUGCCUGCUGCACAUGAGGGCUCAGAGGGCUCAGGGGUGCAGGUGGCGGCGGCAGUGGCAGACAUAUUGGGUGGGGCAGAUGUAGGUGAAGGGGCAGGGUCAGGUUUGGGGUCAGAUGCAAGAGCAGACAUGUUGGUAGGGGCAGACCCAGUGGAAGACAUAUUGUUAGGGGUGAAUGAAGGCUCAGGCAUGGGGAUGGUUGCAGAUGUGGACUCAGACAUAUUGGUCGGGGCAAAGACAUCACCAAACAUGUCAGUAGGGGCAAAUGCGGCUGGAGCUGUGAGGAGGAAGAGGAGGAGGAGGAAGAGGGAUGUUCUACUGCCCAGUGGAGUACGACUGUGCACACAGGACACUGUGCGCAAGGCCAUUCAGUACCACCUGCACUACUACCAGCUUAGAGUGUGCCAGGAGACGGUGUGGGAGGCCUUCAAGAUCUUCUGGGAUCGACUUCCUGACCAGGAGGAGUACCAGCUGUGGAUGGGUCAAUGCCAGGGCGGCAUGCUGACGGCCCGCGAGAUUGGCAGUACAUUCAGUCAAUCAGACGAGCACCUAGAGCUCGUACAAAAGAGGCUGGCCUUAUCAGAAAAGAGGGAAACACAGGAAGUGGCAGUAGAGGAGGACGUUGUACCAACACAAACAGUUGAAGUAGUGGCAGUGCCAGAGUCGCCCCUGGAGACCGCAGAGGUUACCACGGUGACGGAUGCCACACACCUGGAUGUCUUGGAGGUCUCUGCAGCCCUCAGCAUCCUGCCAGAGUUUAAAAGCGUCACCGUUCUAGAGUUCAAGCCACAGGUUGAAGAGUCCGGGGAGGAGAGUGUGCGAGUGGACUACAUUGUGACGCUUCAUUCAGACGGCCAGGAGGUCAGCAGUGAGACGAUAGACCUCAUCAGCACCAUAGUCGGGGAUCCAGAGCCUGAAAACAGCGAGGACAAUGAGGAUGUCGUGGAUGAGCUGGACAAGAAUGACCUGCCCUACCCAACAGCAGCCUCGUAUGAUGAUGUUGUCUCAGAGAAUGAUAUCAUCAUUCUGGACGAAGUCGUCCCCGACAUUGUCGUCCCCGACAUUGUUGACGUCACAGUGGAGGAGGACGUAGCUCUGGAGCCACCACCCAUAGACAGUAUUCCGGAACACAAUGAUGGUUCUAAUGGCAUGGUGUCAGACGAUGGCUAUGAAGGCUCCGGGUCUGGCUUGGAAGGAAAUGAUUGGCCAAUACUAGCAGAGGCGGAGCUGACCGUGGUCACGUCCCCAGAGGAGGAAGAGGAGGUGCCACCACCAGCAGUAGAGGAGAAAGAGGUGGAGGAGGAAGAGGUGGAGGAAGAGGAGUUGGUGAUUACCAUGGAAACUGAGGAGGAGGAAGAAGUGGAGCCAGAACAAGACGAGGAGGAGCCUGGUGAGGUGAGGGGCGUGUCCCAGGAUGACCUAACGGAAGACGAGAUCUUAUUGGUCAGCCAGCCUCCAGAAGAUGACAUCCUAUUGGUCAGCCAGGCUCCAGAUGAGAUUCUAUUGGUCAGCCAGGUUCCCGAGGCCCCGGCCCCAGCCCCCACACCUUACUCCCCCGUCAGGGAGUCUCCCUUCACCCUCAUCUCCAUGGAUACCCAGGCAGUGGAGACGGACAUGGAUGUGGAUGUGGACUUGGAGGCAGGCGGAACAGGACACACGUCCACGGACGCCACCAUCAUCUUGACCGUCUCCGAGGUGGACUAUGAUGUCUAUUACCACGGCAACGCGCUGGAAGGAGAGGAGGAGGGAAGCGGUGGCCGUGGCGACAGCCUGGGCAGCGUUGCCAUGCCAACCAACCCAGGACGCGCUUUGAUGGUGUUCUUCAGCCUGCGUGUCACCAACAUGGUCUUCUCAGAGGACCUCUUCAACAAGAGCUCUGCAGAGUACAAGGCCCUGGAGCAACGCUUCCUAGAGCUGCUGGUGCCGUACCUGCAGUCCAACCUGAGCCACUUUGAGAACCUGGAGAUCUUGAACUUCCGUAACGGCAGCAUCGUGGUCAACAGCCGGAUGAAGUUUGGCCGGCCGGUCCCGCGUGGCGUCACCACCUCCGUCUAUAUGAUCCUGGAGGACUUCUGCAACACGGCCUACCAGACCAUGAACCUGGCCAUCGACAAGUACUCGCUGGACGUAGAGUCAGGUGAGCAGGCGGACCCGUGUAAAUACCAGGCGUGUAACGAGUUUGCGGAGUGUGCGGUGAACCGCUGGUCUGGCGAAGCGGAGUGUGUGUGCAACGCGGGCUACUACAGCGUGGACGGGCUGCCCUGCCAGAGCAUCUGCGAACUCCAGCCAGACUUUUGUCUUAACGACGGAAAGUGCGACAUCAUACCGGGACAAGGAGCCAUAUGCAGGUGUCGUGUGGGUGAGAACUGGUGGUAUCGGGGAGAACACUGUGAGGAGUAUGUCUCCGAGCCAUUGGUCGUUGGCAUCGCCAUAGCUUCGGUUGCUGGCUUCCUAUUGGUUGCCUCGGCUGUCAUCUUCUUCCUGGCCCGGGCCCUCAGGGACCAGUACGACAAGGAAGAGCAGGAGGACCCAAUACGCCUGGUGGAAACGCUCCCGUCGCUGGAGCAUGCCACCAAGUACAACCCCAUGUACGAGAGCGAGGCCACCACGGGCUACAGCCACUACUACCGUCGCUAUGGCGAGGGGUCCGAGGCGCCCAUGCAGAGCACCGGCAGCGCAGAGGCCUCCACCGAGUUCAGCAGCGAAGAGAUACGACACAUCUACGAGAACAGCGAACUCACCCGAGAGGAGAUUCAAGAGCGUAUUCGCAUCAUUGAGCUCUACGCCAGAGAUCGGCAGUUUGCAGACUUCCUACGCCACCACCAAGGAUGUGAGACCGGACUGCGCUACUACAGCCAGUGA